AUUUAACACGUACUUCACAUCCACCCACACUCACUCAUUUAACCAGCAGCGGAGACGACAAACGCCUGCCUGCAUCUCCACCUCACGUCACAUCAGACACUGCAUCUCCAAACACUUCAGCUACUUUUGGGCACUACCUUUUUUGAGGAAAAUACAUGUGGACUUUGAUGAGAAAGUGACGGAUUUGUUUUUCACUUGCAUAUACUAUUUUUUUAAUUGUCUGCAACACACUGAAAGUGUGAAAUGGAGAGGAUUACCAGUGCGCAACCUCCUCCGUGUAUCGCAAAACACGUCUCGAUGGAUCAUAUGGCUGACAUGCAAGGAAUGGAUUUUGCCAUGUAUGCGUAUAAGCCCCGGCAGGGAAAGAAGCGCGGUGAGGACAGUAAGGAUACGUACAAAUUGCCCCAUCGAUUGAUCGAGAAGAAAAGGAGAGACAGAAUAAACGAGUGCAUCGCGCAGUUAAAGGAUUUGCUGCCUGAACACCUUAAACUCACUACUCUGGGACACUUGGAGAAGGCUGUUGUGCUGGAACUGACGCUCAAGCAUGUGAAAGCUCUUAACAACCUGCUGGAGCAGCAACAACAGAAAAUCAUUUCCUUGCAAAAUGGAAUGCAAAUCGGCGAGCAGGGGAACGGGCAUUUGGAGAACAGCGAGGAGAUGUUUCGUUCCGGGUUCCAUUUGUGUGCCAAGGAGGUCCUCCAGUUGCUGGCCAACCAGGAGAACGUCCGCGACCUGACGCCCACGCACAUCAUCAGCCACCUUCAGAGAGUGGCGUCCGAGCUCAUACAGAGCCCACCCAGUCCCUGUCCAGAGGAGCCCGCUCCCAAAAUCCAAGAGGGCCGGGAAAAACCAACAGGUCCGCAGCUGAAAUCCACAGAGGGCCAUGCUAAAAACUGUGUUCCUGUCAUACAAAGGACUUAUCCUCAUAGCAGCGAACAAAGCGGUAGCGAUACGGAUACGGAUAGCGGCUAUGGGGGAGAGCUGGAGAAACGUGAUUUAAAGCCCCAGCGGCCUGUUUACUAUGGAAAAGACGAUAUGGACGUCAAGUACGGCCUGGCUGAGAGAAUGGGCGGCACUAUCAAAGAGGAAUUAGACGAACCGCAGGCCAAACGCCAGAGGUCCGACUCCUCUGAAGACGAGUCUCUUUCAGGGCACGAGGUGGUGGGCGGUCACAGCCCCUACGUGAGCUUUUCUCCACACCAGCCGCCUCUUUGCAUGCCGUUCUACCUCUUUCCUUCAGGAGCAGCCGCGUACCUGCCAAUGCUGGAGAAGUGUUGGUACCCGGGAGCCAUGCCCAUAUUGUACCCGGGCUUGACCGGUUCCCCGACCGGUUUGUCUCCCGAGAAACUCCCCACGUCUCUAGUUAUGUCCUCAAGGGUGGGUUCUCCGGUCUCCACUCAGACCUCCAUGGACUCUCCUGCACUCUUGCAGGCUCUGAAACAAGUCCCCCCCUUAAACCUUGAAACCAAAGACUGAGGACUCUGUUGGUCCACCAAUACCCCGCUCUCUGAAUGUUUCGGUUAUAAGAGUGGACUUUCCUGCUGAAUAAGCUCCCUGAGAGGGUUAGGUUGAAGCGGUGGAUAGGCAAAGACAAAAAACGCACCCUCAGCCAGCAGCUGUUCAGAUCCUUUCAGAAGUAUGACGGCCUCACAAACACACACACGCGCGCUCUUUUCUCCCUCCACAACCAGCAAACACAGACUCGGAGAUGGAAAGGACAAAGAAAGACUGGUUUACGAGGCCCCGUGUAAGCACUGUGAUACACUGUGAAGAAGGUCAAAAGUUGAGCUCUGUCCUUUGGAAAAGGCCCUGGGACGGGCGAACGGCUUAUCUCUGCACUUAUGUCGAAUGUUAAAGUUAAAUUACAAACAAAUAACCCAGAAUGUGAUGUGCAGACGGUCCCCAAAUGUCCCUUUGCACAAGCACCUUUUCAUUUGUUGAAUGUAAAAGAUUAAGUCAUAUUUUAUUAAAACAUCACCCCUGUAGAUGCUGCUUUGAACAUUUCUCUGUGCCGUGGAAGCUAGAACCGGAAGCUUCUGUUACUGCUUUAACCAAUAAGAAUCAUCCUUCUAGACUACAAUGCUACCAAACCGUUGUAAGCUCACCUUGUUUCCAUACCGCACUUACCUGUCGCACCACAAACGGAAGCUUUCUUAUGUAAGCGAGAACUCCAUUGACCCUCCAGACGUGACACUUGUGUAUAUACAGGGGUUAUAUAAUCACCACUGCAUUGUUGCUUUUGAGUUUGUCACCCAUUUGUGCACGUAGACGAAGUUCUUGUGAGGUAACUGCAUUGUGUAAUUAUUUUGUUUAUACUACUUGUACAUCUGUAUUUUUGAUACGUGACCCGCAACUUACGUUUUCAUCGCAAAGACUGGCGAGUUUUAGACAGCCGAGCGCUGUAGGCCAUGAGAUUGUGUACAUAGCUUUGAAACGAGACUCGGUCUGCAUCAUCGUGUUCAUUUCUGGUCAGUUUAGGACAGAUAUUUGUUUAUACUGUUGCCUUUACCUGUUUAAAGCAGUAAACGUGAUAGCUGCAUCGCAGGCGUCUGCAUUUGUAAUCCCAACAUAGAAGCAAAUGAAAGUGAAUGUAAUGUUUUAAACAAUAUAUUAGUUUUGUAUAGGAAGAGGUACUUGGGAUUUUUAUUUUGGGACCUAACUGAAGGUUGCUUGAUGUAUAUAUUUUGUCUAAAGUAUUGUUGACAUACAUUAAAGAAAAAGUAUUAAUAAAGUUUUUUUCCUGUGGAAAUCA
Molecule: messenger RNA, 2752 nt
Organism: Paramisgurnus dabryanus
Lineage: Eukaryota; Metazoa; Chordata; Actinopteri; Cypriniformes; Cobitidae
Gene: bhlhe40
Product: basic helix-loop-helix family, member e40
Biological process (GO): regulation of DNA-templated transcription
Molecular function (GO): protein dimerization activity; DNA binding
Source: RefSeq, a predicted model, not a curated record